Messenger RNA from Physeter macrocephalus (sperm whale), 1724 nucleotides. RefSeq names its product corepressor interacting with RBPJ, CIR1 (gene CIRSR). Gene Ontology annotation, biological process: negative regulation of DNA-templated transcription. The transcript has 10 exons. The coding region runs from base 93 to 1409 and encodes 438 amino acids. Gene Ontology annotation, cellular component: nucleus. The record is from RefSeq and is a predicted model, not a curated record. Lineage: Eukaryota; Metazoa; Chordata; Mammalia; Artiodactyla; Physeteridae. Gene Ontology annotation, molecular function: transcription corepressor activity.
UUGCCACGGGAGGUGCAGUUCCGGUUAGGCAGCAGAGUUUGUUUACGCUGCCCUCAGAUCUAGCGGCUGCCUUCCCCAGUUCAGGCUCCAAAAUGGGAAAAUCCUUCGCCAAUUUCAUGUGCAAGAAGGACUUUCAUCCUGCCUCCAAAUCCAACAUCAAAAAAGUAUGGAUGGCAGAACAGAAAAUAUCAUAUGAUAAGAAGAAACAAGAAGAAUUAAUGCAACAAUAUCUUAAAGAACAAGAAUCAUAUGAUAAUAGAUUGCUUAUGGGAGAUGAACGUGUAAAGAAUGGCCUUAAUUUCAUGUAUGAGGCUCCACCAGGGGCUAAAAAAGAAAACAAAGAGAAAGAAGAAACAGAAGGAGAGACCGAAUACAAAUUUGAAUGGCAAAAAGGGGCCCCACGAGAAAAAUAUGCCAAAGAUGACAUGAACAUCAGAGAUCAGCCCUUUGGUAUUCAGGUUCGAAAUGUGAGGUGCAUUAAAUGUCACAAAUGGGGUCAUGUCAAUACAGAUCGAGAAUGUCCUCUGUUUGGUCUUUCUGGAAUUAAUGCAAGUUCAGUUCCCACUGAUGGCUCAGGACCAUCGAUGCACCCCUCGGAGCUAAUAGCGGAGAUGAGAAACAGUGGGUUUGCACUGAAACGAAACGUACUGGGGAGAAACUUGACUGCAAAUGAUCCAUCACAGGAAUAUGUUGCAAGUGAGGGUGAAGAAGAUCCAGAAGUCGAAUUUUUAAAGUCACUAACAACCAAACAAAAACAGAAACUUCUCAGGAAAUUGGAUCGACUUGAGAAGAAAAAAAAGAAAAAGAGAAAAGAUAGAAAAAAGAAAAAGCUUCAGAAGAGCAGAAGUAAACACAAAAAACAUAAAAACAAAUCCUCCUCCUCUUCCUCUUCCUCCUCUGGUGGCACUUCAGAAAGCAGCAGUGAGAGUGACAACAAAGAAAAAAAAAUACAGAAGAAGAAAAGAAAGAAAAACAAGCGUUCAGGGAAUUACAACAGUGGUUCUGAAGAGACGGACAAAUCUAAGAAGAGAAAACUUGAUGAAGAAUGUUCUAGCAGUCACAGUAACAAGGAAAAGCCUAGGUUUUUAAAACAAGAGAGUUCUGGGGAGAAGAGCAAAUGGAGCCAUUCUGAUUCUGACAGAAAGCCCAGAAGCCAUAACCAGAGUCCAGAGGAGAAAGGAUCUGGAAGAAAUGAGAGGAACAGGAGAAGCCGAAGCAGAAGUCAUGGUGGUUACAAGCCAAGAGAAAUAAGAAAACGGCCACGGCGAAGUCCCAGUGAAGAGUGGGACAGAAGAAAUGACACCAGAAGCCAUGGCACAGAUAGAUACAGAGGAGGGAAAAUGCACAGAGCAUUAUCAGGAGAUAGGCAUACUAGAGUGAUGCAAAGAGAAUGGAGAAGUAGAGAAUAGAGACUUGUAUGUGACAAUUACCUGGAAAUAAAAAUAUCUCCACUUUCUUCUUGAAUACCUUUAGCAAGGGCUAAAUUAUGUACUAUUGUCUUUCUAAUAAAAAAGCUCUUUUAAUUUUUCAUCUCUGUAAACUGUUAUAUCAAGUACAAAACUACAUGAAUCCCAUAAGAAUGAACUUAGCAAAUAUUUGUAAGUGAUCUAUUUGGGGGCUGUAAAAAUAUUUUCUGUUCAUUAAUGUUUCCUGUGCCCUAUACUGAAACAAAAACCCCAUGUAACUGCGUGACAUUUUCUUUGUUCUGAAACAUCAUUAAAAGA